UUUCCUACAUUAUUUACAUUUCGCCCCUUUUUAGAGACUUUGUCUUUUGGUGUUUACAAGUAAUUUCCUUUUUAAUUAUGUGACAAGAAACCCGUUUCGAAAUGGCAGAUGAGGAGGGAAGUUUCUAUAUUGAGCUCUGCAAAAACCCUAUAAGAUUCGACCCAGUAGAUAAAGUUACAAACGUUUUUUAUGACGAUGCCAACAAACAGGUGUUUACAGUACGCUCUGGUGGAGCUGUUGGAGUGGUGGUUAAAGGACCAAGAGAGAAGGACUGCAUUACAUUUAGAAUGGAAAGUAGAGGGGAUGUGACCUCUAUAAAAUUUUCCCCAGACAGACGAAUAUUGGCAGUACAAAGGUCUCCCAAAUCAGUGGAAUUUGUAAAUUUUCGUGAUGACAUGUCAACAGAUCAACUGGAAUACUCACAGACCUGUAAGGGGAAGUCAACAAUUAUAAGUGGAUUUGUGUGGACCUCACCCAAUGAAAUUGUGUUCAUUACUGAUCAUGGCAUAGAAUUUUAUCAGAUAACAGUGGAGAGAAGGACUCUUAAAUGUCUGAAAACCAUCAACAUGAGCGUCUGCUGGUUUGUGUGGCUGGUGGAGAGCAGUUGCCUACUUCUAGCCACUGGUUCUCAAGGGAACCAGCUAAACCCAUUCUUCUUCAGGCCUAGCUUAAUCACUAAGUUGGCCAAAUUUGAAGUGGACUUACCAGCUGCUCAGAAAACAACCAAACAACCUUUGUUAGAAAGAGAUGUCAGCAUGGCAACUAUAUAUGGUCAGUUGUAUGUAAUUGUUCUCAGACAUCAACCUCGCCCUGGUUCUAUUGGAGCUGAAAUUGUUUUAUAUCAAAUUCAAAGAGAGGGCGCUGCUCGUAAGACUGAUGUUAUGAGACUGGAUCUCAGUGGGAGAUUUGCAAUUAAUGUCGUCAACAAUUUAAUUGUUUUACAUCAUCAAGCCUCUAGGACAUCUAUGAUAUUUGACAUCAAUCUGGACGGUGAAUCUGAUGGAUUUGUCAGGUAUCAUCACGCUGUUGUCUCUCCUCUACCCAUCAGACCAUUUAGACUUCUUCUACCCUCACUUGGUAUUCAAGGAGGGCAAAGUAAAAUGGAGUAUAAUUGUGAACUGUAUUCAGCAAACUGGGUUGUUUUUCAGCCCAAUAUAAUUAUUGAUGCCAAGCUGGGCUGUUUAUGGUAUGUUGAACUGCAGUUAGAGCCCAUUGUAACAAUGAUUCCAGACAAGUAUCGCCUGGUCAAGUUCCUGCUGGCCCGGACUGAUAGUAAGCGGGUCAUACUGAGUGUCUGUCGCAGCAUGCUGACCCCAGAGAGUCAGGCUUCUCUGUCCACCAUAUCGAGGGUGCUGGACAUGCUGAAUAAGGUGUACCAGGGCUAUCUGGACUCAGAGAUUCAUGUACUGGCAGGUGAGCAGCCAGCUAGACUAGACCCAGCAAUGAAGGUGGUGAUUGAUCAGUCAGAUAUGUACACUCAUGUCUUCUCCGUGUUUGAGGAUAAUAAGAACAUGAAGUAUAAAUUUAUGGUAGCUGUGCUUAUUGAAUACAUCCGAUCAUUGAGUGAGAAUAACAUCACUGUGCAGCAUUACCUAUAUGAACUGAUCAUCAACAUUUUGGUUCACAAUAACUGCUUCUACCAGCUUCAUCAGUUUCUACAGUACCAUGUACUACAAGACUCUAAACCACUGGCCUGCCUCAUGCUAUCUCUGGAGAGUGUCUACCCUCCCGCUCAUCAAUUGGCUCUGGACAUGUUAAAGAGGCUGUCUACGGCAAAUGAAGAAAUCAUUGAGGUGCUCUUAUCAAAACAACAGCUUUUACCAGCUUUGAGAUUCAUUAGAAGUGUGAACAUUGUGGAUUCUGUAUCCUCCAGAAAGUUUUUAGAAGCUGCCAUGAAUACCGAUGAUGCCAUGUUAUUUUACACUGUGUUUAAAUUUUUUGAACAAAGAAAUAUGAAAAUUCGAGGAAAUCCAAAAUUUCAGUCUGGGGAACAUUGUGAAAUGUAUGUGAAACAUUUUGAGAGCUUGUUUGGAACUGAUGCCUUGGCAGAAAUGCCCCCUGCUAGCUGAGAUGAAUACUCCUUUUCAAUACAUCCACAUGAAAAAUGACCAAUACAAAUCUAUCACUUAAAGUAUUCAGCUGUAAAAUCUGACUGUCUGUAAAGUUCCUAUGAUAGGAAUUUUUUAAUAAAUUUGUAAUUUUAUACAUUUUUAUGUAGGAUUUUUAAAUUUAAAAUAUUUAACAUUGAAUGGAUGUAAUGAAAUAAAUGCCAUAUUAUGAAAUAAUGAUGAUUAAUAU
Molecule: messenger RNA, 2298 nt
Organism: Saccostrea cuccullata (small rock oyster)
Lineage: Eukaryota; Metazoa; Mollusca; Bivalvia; Ostreida; Ostreidae
Product: regulator of MON1-CCZ1 complex-like
Exons: 22
Coding region: 102-2069 (655 amino acids)
Biological process (GO): regulation of autophagy
Cellular component (GO): Mon1-Ccz1 complex; late endosome membrane; lysosomal membrane
Molecular function (GO): protein binding
Source: RefSeq, a predicted model, not a curated record